GAGCGGAAAUGGCCGAACCGAACGAUUGAUGAAGCACCGGUUCUGUUGUCGUGCGAUCUGCGCGAUGGCAACCAAUCGCUCGGCAGUCCCAUGACGUUUGAUCAGAAGAUGGAAAUGUUCCUCCUCCUCGUGGCGCUGGGGUUCAAGGAAAUCGAAGUCGGCUUCCCCUGCGCCAACACGACCGAAUUCGACUUUGUGCGGUAUUUGGUCGACACGCCUGGUCUGAUUCCCGACGACGUCUGGAUCCAGGUCCUUUCGCCGUGUCGCGAAGACGCCAUUCGGACGACGAUCGACAGCGUCCGCGGCGCCCGGCAGGUCCUGAUCUUCACCUAUCUGCCCAGUAGUGACCUCGCCCGGCAGACCGUCCUCGGCCUGACCGAAGCGCAAUGGAUCGAUCAGGCCGUGCGAGGCGCCCGCUGGAUUCGCUCCCUCACCGAAGACGACGUCGAAGGCAAGGGCAAGAGCAAGACGCGCUGGCGGUUCGGCUUUGGCUUCGAGGAUUUUGCUAGCGCGCGGGCCGAGGCGGUCAUUGCCUGUGCCGAUGCCAUUUCGGCAGCGUGGCAGCCGAGCCGUGAAGAGUGGAUCUACCUGGGCGUGGCGUCGAGCGUGGAGGUGUCGCAGCCGAAUGUGUUUGCGGACCAAGUCGAGCACUUCUCCAACUCCAUCGCACGCCGCGACUGCAUCCGUCUCGCGGUCCACGCACACAAUGACCGCGGCACAGCGGUGGCGAGCGCGGAGCUGGCGUGUCUAGCAGGCGCCCAGCGUGUCGAGGGCUGUCUGUUUGGCAACGGCGAGCGUGCCGGCAACUUGGACCUGGUCACGUUCGCGCUGAACCUCCUGGCGCGCGGAAUCGAUCCGACGCUGGAUUUGCGCCGUCUCGACGACGUGCGAGGCCACUGCGAACGCCUGACCGGCAUCCCCGUACAUCUGCGAGCGCCGUACGCGGGCGACUACUCUUUCCGCGCCUUCAGUGGUGGUCAUCAGGACGCCAUCAGCAAAGGCAUGCAUCGCCGCGCUGCCGGCGCUUCGUCCGUCAACGGUGGCAGCAGCCCCGUCUGGCCGCAGUGGCGCAUCCCAUACCUGCCAAUCGACCCAGCCGACGUAGGCCGCUCCAUCUACUCGGUCAUGGGCAUCACAAGCCAGAGCGGAAAGGCGGGAGUGGCCAUGGCAGUCCGCACCGGUCUCGAGCUCGACGUCCCCGUCGAACUCGCGCGGGCAUUCAGCCGAAGCGUGAAGCAGCGCUCGCUCGACGUGGCAGCAGAACUGUCGGUCGAGGAGACAUGUGCCUGCUUCCUCUCCACGUUUCGUGUCAGGGAAGCCGUCAAGCUGGCCGCCGAGCAGUUUAAUGAACACACAGACAACGCAACAACGGUAGCG
Messenger RNA from Zymoseptoria tritici IPO323, 1377 nucleotides. RefSeq lists its product as uncharacterized. The record is from RefSeq and is a predicted model, not a curated record. The annotation marks the transcript as partial. Gene Ontology annotation, biological process: L-leucine biosynthetic process. Gene Ontology annotation, molecular function: 2-isopropylmalate synthase activity. The transcript has 2 exons. Lineage: Eukaryota; Fungi; Ascomycota; Dothideomycetes; Mycosphaerellales; Mycosphaerellaceae. Gene Ontology annotation, cellular component: mitochondrion.